This is a messenger RNA of Branchiostoma floridae (Florida lancelet), 1094 nucleotides long. Its product is annotated as complement C1q tumor necrosis factor-related protein 5-like. The transcript has 5 exons. Gene Ontology annotation, molecular function: protein binding. NCBI's taxonomy places the organism in Eukaryota, Metazoa, Chordata, Leptocardii, Amphioxiformes, Branchiostomatidae. The coding region runs from base 60 to 977 and encodes 305 amino acids. The record is from RefSeq and is a predicted model, not a curated record.
CCAGGCCAGGCAGUGCCGUGCACUCGUCAGUUCGCCAUGUCCAUAUCAAUUCUGUGCGAAUGUCGGCGGCAAUUAAAACUGACACGUACUGGCGUCUGAGCGCGGCACGGUUCGGGUGUGAGUUUCCUCCGCUGAUCUACAGUUUCACGCAUUCCGCUGCCGUUACGCAGAUCCCAAGCCUAGAAGCAAGGCGCUACGUCGUCGUCAAGAUGGGUACGUCUUGGAAGGAGUUCUCCCUGUCUGCCGUCGUAGUGCUCCUUGUGUGUUGCGUUGACGUCGGCGUCGGGAAGGAGCUGAAGUGCGUGUGCGAGGAUGACCCGGAGGUUUACCGGUUCAGCGCGGUGAGAACGCACGGGCCCGGGAGAGUAGGCAGGCCGAGCGGACCCAUGGGGGUUACGGCGGACAGCAAACGGGAACGGGUGCUCGGCAAGCCUGACGCCCCCGCUAACCUGCAGGAGCACGGCGCGCCCGGUGUGCGCGGCAGCGGGAAGAAGGUCCGCUCGUCCGCCCGCCGAGCCGCCGCCAGGAGGGCGCACAAGCUCGGCGUGGUGGGGCAGAUCGUGGGCUCCAGGAACAACGGGCUGCCUGCCUUCACGGCGGUGCGCGCGCACGACCUGGCCGCCAUGGACGGCAACAUCGUCGUCACGUUCGACCAGACGCCCGCCAACGUCGCCGACGACUUCGACGCGUCGACGGGCGUCUUCGUCUGCCAGGUGAGCGGCGUGUACUACUUCUCGUUCGGCAUGCGGAAGGCGGAGGGCACGGACAGCGCCGUGAUGCUCAUGCGGAACGGGCAGGCGGUGGCGGUGGCGCACAGCACGGGUCGGGCCGGGACCGAGAUGCUGGCCCAGGGCGCGGUCAUCGUCCUGCAGGCCAAGGACAGGGUUCACACGGAGCUCCGGGUCGGCAGCGUCUUGGACGGCAGCAAGAACGAACCCGCCAUCGUCUUCUCGGGGUUCCUUAUCCAGAGGAAGUAGAUGAAGACGCGACGUGACGUCGCCUCCUUAUACUACGGUCCAGUUUGGAAGAGAGGCGCCUCCGAGUAUACUAAAAGUUCACGGGGCUGUUUUUCUGCACUUUCGGGCGUGACACCU